CAGUGCAACGUCGGCCAGAGAUGAACUCCACUCCGCCACCUCGACUGCUGCUCUUGGUGUUACCGUUUCUGCUUCUGCUGCAGACAUGGCCCAGCCUGGCUGAAGAGACACAAGUAUUACCAACGUGCACUGGCUACCCAGGGAUACCAGGCACACCGGGCAACAAUGGACUGCCAGGGAGAGAUGGACGAGAUGGAAAAGAGGGAAGAGAAGGAACAAAGGGAGAGAAGGGGGAAAUUGGUGCCCAAGGUCCUCCAGGAAAUGACGGACCAGCUGGACUACCAGGAUUCCAAGGUACCCCAGGAGAUGCUGGGCCGAGAGGAGAAAGAGGCCUGCAAGGUCCCCCAGGGAAAUCAGGGCCAUCAGGGGAGAUGGGACUCAAAGGAGAAAAGGGAGAUCCAGGACCAGUUGGCAUCCCAGGACCACCACACAAUGAGAUCCAGAUUGCACAACUGGAAACCCAGCUUCAAUCAAUUUCCAAGAUGUGGGACAAAUUCUCUAAACUUGGAAGACGUUUUACUUUUACCCACUGGACAGUUCAUAAACACAAACUCUUGGCAGUCACCCACACGAAGGGCAACUUUGAAAAUGUCCUGAAGCUCUGCAGAGAGGCCGAAGGUUUGAUGUUCUACCCAGAAGACGAAGAAGAAAACAGCAUCCUCCAAGCGUUUCACAGGAAAGUGGGAGUGCUGUACGUUGGCGCCACUGACACAAAGACAGAGGGCACCUUCACAGACCUUAACGACAGGCCGUUAUCGUUCACUAAGUGGCAGGCUGGAGAGCCCAAUAACUCAGGAGGCAACGAGAACUGCAUCCAUACUUUGGAUAAUGGAGAGUGGAAUGACACCUCCUGCAAUGGUGAAUUUUACACUGUAUGCCAGUUUUAAUCGGGCUUUGUAAAGUUUGAGUUCCGUCCUGGAAUGGAAAAUAGGAAAUUUUUGAACUGCAGACUGUUUAUUUUUAAUUUUAAUUAUUUUGCUCAAAUGAACCAGGAUGAAUUGAAUUUGCAGGACUUCAAGGACCCUUUCUUUUCUUGUACAUUCUUUCUGUAUUGUACCAGUACUAAAUGUAUCUGUUCCAGUCAA
Messenger RNA from Polypterus senegalus (gray bichir), 1085 nucleotides. Its product is annotated as collectin-46-like. NCBI's taxonomy places the organism in Eukaryota, Metazoa, Chordata, Cladistia, Polypteriformes, Polypteridae. Bases 21 to 887 code for a protein of 288 amino acids. The record is from RefSeq and is a predicted model, not a curated record. The transcript has 5 exons.